CGUGCUGUCUGCUCAGGAGUCACGUGACACAUGUGUCUGGGAACAGUAUGGCGGACAUGCAUGUGGAGCCUCCAAACAAGUUACACCGAUUAUCCAGCUAACCCCGUCGCUAGAACCAUCUUUGCCGCGCGUGAAACCGGGCCAGCAGAGCCCGAACUCACAGCAGAAUGGACGAGGAAAUCAAACUCCAGUUCCCGGAUCUUCCCUCCUCCAAGGAGGAGCUGCUGGACUGGGCUUAUCCAAUGAGACGAGAAAUGCAGGAGAUUUUACCAGGAUUGUACUUAGGCCCCUAUUCUGCUGCAAUGAAAAGCAAGCUGCCAAUUCUUGAAAGACACGGCAUAACACAUGUUGUGUGUAUCCGCCAAGACAUUGAAGCCAAUUUUAUCAAACCUAAUUUUCCUCAUAGAUUUAGAUACCUUGUUUUAGAUAUUGCAGACAAUCCAGUGGAGAAUAUAAUUCGGUUUUUUCCUACGACUAAAGAAUUUAUUGGUAGCUGUUUAGCCACAGAGGGAAAGGUAUUGGUUCACGGUAAUGCAGGGAUAUCGAGAAGUGCUGCUUUGGUGAUCGCCUACCUGAUGGAAACAUUUGGGAUGAAAUACAGGGAUGCAUUCAGUUAUGUCCAGGAGAGGAGAUUUUGCAUCAACCCCAACGUGGGCUUUGUGCAUCAACUACAGGAAUAUGAAGCAAUCUACCUUGCCAAGCUGACCAUUGAAAUGAUGUCACCAAUGCAGCUGGGCCGCUCGUUCUCCCUCCAAGCUGGGAUGCCAGGAAGUCGCAAACGCAGCCUGGAGGAAGAUGAGGAUUUCGGGCCCACGCAGGUCACAGCAACACAGAACGGAUGAACUUUGCCGAUAUUUAAGCUGCAUGGCACCGUGCACUCUUUUUUUUUUUUUUUUUACAUUUUUAAUGGGAUUAAAAAUGUAAAUAUUUGAACUUUUUCUAAGGGGAUGGGAUGAGGGUGGGAGGGCAGUGACUCAUGUCUGAGACAAGGAGUGCUGGUUGGACUUUGGACAAAUUAAAUAAUUCUGUUUUUUUCUGAGCUGUAUGCACUGAUGGGAGACUUUUUGCAGUUUUAUAGUAUUUAAAGCAUUUUGCAUUUGCAGCGGGACAGUAUUGCAAUAAUGCACUUUCAAUACUUGAAUUAGUUUAGUUGGCCAGGUUGGGGGAGGGGAGUGUUGACUUAAGGAGACUUGGCCUGGACGUGUCCCAGUGGCGGACACGAGUCAUGGUGACGUCUUUUAGAGUUAUGAACCAACAUCGAGGUGCGUGUGGGAAAGGCAGGAACAAAAAAAUUGAACUCACUGCUUAAAAGAAGAAACAUUUUGAGUGCUGUACUAAGGUGUCUAUCAUAAAUGCAUUUAACACGUGCUUGUUUUCUGAUAUUUAUGCAUUUUGUCAGAGUUGUUUCCCCAUUUUAAACAGCUGUUCACGUUUUGUCUAAAUAUUUUACUGGUGUGUUCACGGGAAAUCUGAUAAACUAGUGUACUUGACUCGUAAUUCAGUUUUGUCCUCUAAAGCUAAGUCAGGGCACUAUUUACCACAACGCUACAUUUCUGAGUUUUGGGAAGAAAAUGCACUAAUUACACUUUAAAGCAGAGGUGAGGUACAUGUUUCAGAGAAAAACACUGAUCAUCAUUAAACAGUUUAUUAGAUUGACAUUUGGAAAUAAGUUAUAUUAAAUAUGUUCCCUGUUCAGAAUAAAACUAUUACAAAAGCUUAAAUAAAAGCUGAUCUUUAAAAAAUCAGCUUUGACUAUUUCCCAUUAGAAAAUGCUUCAAACCUGAUGCUGUUGACCAAAUACAAAACUUAAAAACUGUUGCCUCUUUUUUGUUCACUGGAAAUAUUCUAACAGUCUUCAUUAUAAUGCUUCCUGUUGUAGCGUUCAGGCCUUCAUUUUCCAGCAACAUAGCUGAGGCUUGAUGAGAAAAAUUAAACAAAAUCUAAGUUAAUCAUAGUGCUCAUCGUCUUUGGGGGCAGAAUUUAAAUAUGUGAAUAACUAAAUUCUUGUUGCCUUGAGUUCAUUUUGUGAUUAAAUUUGGUUUUGAUCAUA
Molecule: messenger RNA, 2050 nt
Organism: Nothobranchius furzeri (turquoise killifish)
Lineage: Eukaryota; Metazoa; Chordata; Actinopteri; Cyprinodontiformes; Nothobranchiidae
Gene: styx
Product: serine/threonine/tyrosine interacting protein
Biological process (GO): regulation of ERK1 and ERK2 cascade; negative regulation of protein binding; negative regulation of SCF-dependent proteasomal ubiquitin-dependent catabolic process
Cellular component (GO): nucleoplasm; cytoplasm
Molecular function (GO): F-box domain binding; protein tyrosine/serine/threonine phosphatase activity
Source: RefSeq, a predicted model, not a curated record